Molecule: messenger RNA, 1875 nt
Organism: Microbotryum saponariae
Lineage: Eukaryota; Fungi; Basidiomycota; Microbotryomycetes; Microbotryales; Microbotryaceae
Source: the annotation of a GenBank genome assembly
AUGGCCGACCCAGCUGCACCCGCCAAAGCUCACCGAAAGCGAUUCGUAGGUCGCUCCGGUAUCCCCCCAUCUGGAGUCGAUGGCGCACCGGCACCGUCCUCAUCAAGCGCCCGGCCAAGCUCGAGCUCAUCGACGUCCUUCGCAGCGCCCGUCUCAGCUUCACCCAUCGUCGACCCGCUCCUCGCCGCAGCCAUCGGCCAUCUCCUGCCCGGGAACUACAACUUUGAGAUCCCCAAAACGAUCGCGCAGAUCAAACGCAACAAUGCGACGCGCGUAGCAUUGCAAAUGCCCGAAGGUCUGCUCAUGUUUGCCUGUGCGAUCGUCGAUAUCAUUGAGCGUUUCAGUGACGGGGUCGAAUGUGUGAUCAUGGGGGAUGUCACUUAUGGCGCGUGUUGUAUUGAUGACUAUACCGCGCGCGCCUUGGGAUGUGAUAUGAUGGUCCAUUAUGGUCAUUCGUGCCUCGGUAAGCUGGCGUUCCUGCUCGGCCAACUUCAGCGGGAAGCUCAUGCCCCCGUUGGUUGACCUCCCACAGUCCCCGUCGAUACGACGACGAUCAAGACACUCUACGUCUUUGUCGAGAUCUCGGUCGACCGACCCCAUCUUGCGGCUUCGAUCCGCCACAACUUCCCCCAGUGCAUUCCGACGCCGAGCUCCUCCUCGGCAAUCUCUGCGAUCACAGGUUCUUCGAAAGGCAAAGGGCCUGAAUUGGAGAUCGAAGUCGAAAGCACCCAAUCGGAACGUUCGACUGUGACGCCUACCUUGGAAGAUGAAGGAAAGAGGACCAAGCUUGCCGUCGUGGGAACGAUCCAAUUCGUCGCGGCUGUCCAGGGGCUCAAAGCCGAUCUGGAGAAGGAUCUCCCUGAGGAGCAACAACCCGUCGAACGGCUCGCUAUCGAGGCACCACGAACGAGUGGAACCGUUUCUUCAACACCAGACGCAUCGAUUGCCAAUAGACAACGAGCCAAAUUCGACGUCGUUGUGCCUCAAGUCAAACCCCUCAGUCCGGGAGAAAUCUUGGGCUGCACUGCUCCGAGGCUGUCCAAGGAUGUCGAGGCGCUGAUGUGAGUACAGAGUCGUCACCGACACGGAUUCAAGGUGUCUAAUCGUUCUCGUCCUACUCCCCACCACAGUUACAUCGGCGAUGGUCGAUUCCACCUCGAAUCCAUCAUGAUCGCGAACCCCCUGGUCCCCGCCUUCCGUUAUGACCCCUACACCAAACGAUUGACGCGCGAGUUGUACGACCACGACGAAAUGAAGCGCGUGCGCGCAGACGCGAUCCACCAGGCGAGGGAGAGUCUCAAGUCGAGUUCGGUCAAGUCCUCGAACAACGACGAUUCGGGUGUUUGGGCCGUCGUUCUGGGGACUUUGGGCCGACAGGGCAAUUUGAGGGUCUUGAGAUCCGUGACUAAACAGCUAGCACCAUCUGCAAAGCCUCAAUCCGAGUCCGACCUCAAGACCUCCAGACCAGCCACCUCGACGUCUUUCAUCCCCAUGCUUGUAUCGGAACUUUCACCCGCAAAGCUGUCCUUGUUCCAUGGGAUCUCGACCUUCGUUCAAACCUCGUGUCCACGUCUUUCAAUCGACUGGGGCUACGCAUUCCCUCGACCCCUCCUCUCACCUUACGAAGCGUCCCUCGCUCUGAACGUUACAGGCGCCAAAGGAUGGAGUGGGAUCGGGUUACCCGCCGUCGAAGAAGGACGAGCGAUAGCGUCAGAAGCGCAACAUGUCGAUAAUUACCCAAUGGACUUUUAUGCCAAUCAAAGUAUGGGUGAAUGGACGCCUAGGCAUGGGAUGGGGAUCAAACGAGCGGGUGGGGAGAAAGGGCGACCCGUGCCCAGGAGUAAAAGACCUGUGGUCGUUCCCUUGUGUACUUGA